AUGGACACAGACACAGGCAUGCACCAAAACCAACACAACAACCAACAGUUCAAAACACUGCACCACAACCAACAGUUCAAAACACUGCACCACAACCAACAGUUCAAAACACUGCACCACAACCAACAGUUCAAAACACUGCACCACAACCAACAGUUCAAAACACUGCACAGCAACAACCACAAACAGAGCAAGGACAUAAAAGAAGUAGAGAACAAGGAAACCAAGAAUUCUUAA
Trichomonas vaginalis G3 is the source of this 237-nucleotide messenger RNA. RefSeq names its product protein of unknown function, DUF4106 family. The record is from RefSeq and is a predicted model, not a curated record. The coding region runs from base 1 to 237 and encodes 78 amino acids. The transcript has a single exon. NCBI's taxonomy places the organism in Eukaryota, Parabasalia, Trichomonadida, Trichomonadidae.